AUGGACAGCAGCUGCACCCCACCUGCCAAGCGGCUCAAAGCGGGGAUGCACAGCGUCCCCUGCAGCGCCAGGCAGGGGCAGCCGCAGCAGCAGCCCAGAGCUCUGGAGAAUGGCACCGCUCCCAGCAAAUCUGCAUCCCCGCAGCCAGGGAGGGGAAAGAAGAAGGCAGGACCGCCGAUCCCCGCCACGCAUGUGGCACCGGCAGUGGAACGGCCUGCCAGGAAGCGACGGGCCGUCUCCUUCCCUCCGGGAUCGGUGGAAGCUGCCAAGCCGGUGUUACAGAAAAGGAGGCGGCUGACAGCAGCAGAUGUUGGAGCUCCUGCAGCCUGGAGGGUGAUGAUGUCCCUGAAGUCUGGGCUGCUCGCUGAAAGCACGUGGGCCUUAGACACCAUAACUGCCCUGCUCCACGAUGACAGCAGCGUCGCGUCCUUUGACCUUAGGCAGGUGGGUGCAGAUGCUCAGCACCGAGCGCUCGCUGAGCUGUGGAUUUCCAUGUGGUUGGUGUGCAAGCGCGUGGUGUCUCCUCUCUGGUGGGACGUGUCUCCUCUAACGUGUCGCAGAAAGGGAACCGUGGUGGGGAGGCCAAGAGGGGCUUUGCAGCAGAGCGCUGUGAAGGGCUGAAGGCUGCUCGCCUCUCCUGGUGCAACAGCUCUGUCUUUGCACACGGGUCAGCGUGCAGCGUGGCUUGGAUGCCUCUAGAAGGGGCAGCCUGUCUCCAUGAUUUGCCUCGUGCCUGCAAGGCUGUUGUAAAAACUGUUGCACUGUACUUUAGAGGCUGCUCUGCUUAGCAUUGCCUCUCUCCUGUGCGUUACUCAGAGAGGAGACAAAAACCGAGAGCAUGCAUGUUUGCACAGGUACGAGCAGGCUGGAUCCUGACAUUCAGGGACCCUUGUUUCUGUUCCGAGCGGACAGAAAGCUCUCUUUUGCAAAGAGCUUAUUGGCAGAAUGAAAAGAUUCCAUUAAUAAGCGGCUCCUCAAGAUCUCUGCCCUUUAUGCAGUGGUUGUCCAAUUGCUCACAGCGACCUCAGAAUUAUUUUGUGGUCACUGAUCCAUCUUUCCUUCCUUCCCCUCCCGUUUUUCUCCUCCCCCAUAGCUGCCCGGCCUGCUGGAAGUCCUGGUGGAGUAUUUCCGGCGCUGCCUGAUUGAGGUCUUUGGAAUCCUGGAGGAGUACGAGGUGGGUAUUUGCCCAGGGCAAAGCUCACUG
Lagopus muta (rock ptarmigan) is the source of this 1204-nucleotide messenger RNA. Its product is annotated as AT-rich interactive domain-containing protein 1A-like. The transcript is spliced from 2 exons. Gene Ontology annotation, cellular component: nucleoplasm; nBAF complex; brahma complex. Gene Ontology annotation, molecular function: nucleosome binding. NCBI's taxonomy places the organism in Eukaryota, Metazoa, Chordata, Aves, Galliformes, Phasianidae. The coding region runs from base 1 to 621 and encodes 206 amino acids. The record is from RefSeq and is a predicted model, not a curated record. Gene Ontology annotation, biological process: regulation of transcription by RNA polymerase II; positive regulation of DNA-templated transcription; chromatin remodeling.